CACAUUAGUGAGAAGCUGAAGUCAUUUCCUUUUUCUCUCAUCUGGACUCUUUCCUCUUCUCAACCGAGUUCUGCUGAUUUUCUGUGAGGAUUAUACAAAGAGAGUUUGUUUGUUCUUAGAAUAAAAGAACUGACAAAAAGGCUAGAAAGAAUGACCGAGUUCGUCGAAGAGACCAUGAAGAAGUUUCAAGAGCAACGGUUGAAGAUAGACGAGUUUAGAUUCCACGACGAAUGCCUUGCAAAGGCCCACAGGGGUUGGUUGCACGAAUAGAUAAGUGGAUGGGCAUCGCUCUUGACAACAACGUCCAAGAGAUAAGCAUUGUCAACAAAUAAAUCCGCCCAUACUUUAAUUUCAGAAAGGAUUCUCUCUUUUCCUGUCUAUUAUUUCCCUUAAAUUAAUGGGUGGGAGUUUGGUUCUUUCAUCCUCAUCCGAUGCAUCAAUGAACAUCUGCUGUCGCUCACUCUUGAUCAGAUGUUCAGGAGACCCAUGAGUGCAUGCCAUUCCCCUGAGUUUCUCUUAAUUACAUAGUGCAGGGGCCUGACGGAAAUCAGGGUUUCCAGUCCUCGUAAUAUCAAGAGGGUGCAUCUUCAAACAUCUUAAGGUACUAGACUAGUCAAAAUAGAAGCCCCAAGUCUAGAAAGCUUCCACCACCGGUACAGCGUGAAUGGUUCGAGGAAUUCCUAUCCAGGUUUCCAAUGCUGCAAGACUUGACCAUUGACUCCUGCUCCUUAUUGAGAAGGAUCAGAAUUUCUAGCCCCUUGGUUAAGAGCAAAGCAAUCAAGUGCUGCUAUAAAUUCAUAGACAUCAAUCUUGACAAUCCAGAGCUAAUGUGGUUCGAGCUACAGGCAAGAGAUGGAAUGCUGCCAUCCAUAUGGAUGGAGAAUCCUCCAUGUAAUGAGAAUCCUCUGUGUAACGACUGUGAGGCUGAUCUAGAAAUUCAUUCCUCUGGGCAGGUGGAACCUGGUUGGCCUUGUAAGAUGAGGGAAUUCCUAUCCAGGUCAUGCAAAUUCUAUAGGCCUCUAACUUUGAACAUACGGACUCCGGAUUUAGAUUUUGGGCUCCAGUUUGACAUCGGAUACGAAUGGUUGGCUACACUGGCAUGCAGUUCGGACCAAUUAUCGCACACUCGUUAUGAGGCCAUGUUAGGCAGGCUAAGCAAGAAGAUGCUGCCCCUGGCAAUUGACCCAGCUAAAAUGAAUGGCUUGCUCUGGACUCCUCAACCUACUUCUGUAGCCGAAGUUGCAGCUUUGUUAGGGGAUGAUUUCGUACAGUUCUGCUGCGAGAAGGUUGCCGAAAGACAAGGUCAUUCAACUUCAGGGUGCUGCGGCUGUUGGCCGCAUCGAUUGGAGCAUUUCAAGAUUGAAACGAUCAAGGGAAGCGAUUAUAGAGGACCUAUAUGUGGAGACAGACACACAAUAUGGAUCAAGUAAGGAAAGAAAAUAAAUGGGAAUGUAAUGUCUGCUUGCUUCCAUCGCCAUGCCUACGGCUAUGGGUGGGUAUAGAAGCAUUGCGCUAGGAGAGAUUAACAAUAAGCUCUUUUCAUCUUGAGAUCUCUUUUCUUAUUUGAUUAUUUAUUAAAUUUGAUUAACCUUAGGAUUGUUUCAUACUGGGAAUUCGUUAUAUCUCUUGUUUUGGUGGUGAUCUUUCGUCUUAGGACGGAUCCUAAAUGGCCCGACUUUUCCUUUGUCAAACUUGGUUUGUGUUGAAUUCACUCAA
Punica granatum (pomegranate) is the source of this 1716-nucleotide messenger RNA. The record is from RefSeq and is a predicted model, not a curated record. Lineage: Eukaryota; Viridiplantae; Streptophyta; Magnoliopsida; Myrtales; Lythraceae.